Colletotrichum paranaense is the source of this 672-nucleotide messenger RNA. RefSeq lists its product as uncharacterized. Gene Ontology annotation, cellular component: nucleus. Bases 1 to 672 code for a protein of 223 amino acids. The transcript has 2 exons. Lineage: Eukaryota; Fungi; Ascomycota; Sordariomycetes; Glomerellales; Glomerellaceae. The record is from RefSeq and is a predicted model, not a curated record.
AUGUCCCACUGCCACGACGAGCACCACGACCACAGCCACGGCGGCCACGGCCACGACGAGCACGACCACUCGGACGACAUCACGCCCGCGCUGCAGCACUCGCUGUACGGCCACAUCAACUUUGACGAGGUGACGGCCCUCAACGAGGCGGCCAUCGGCAGCGCGCGGGCCGUCGUCAAGAAGACGUGGGCCGAGAGGCUGGACGCCGAGCCCGAGGUCGUGAGCGACUGUGAUGAGCAGUUGUUGGUUAACGUUCCCUUCACCGGCCAAGUAAAACUCCACGCCCUCCUCCUCCGCACCUCCGACUCCCCCUCCGCCCCGCGCACCCUCAAACUCUUCAUCAACCGCGACGACCUCGACUUCGCCUCCGCCGAAGACGCGCACCCCACGCAGGAAUUCGAGCUCUCGCGCACGGGGCAGGUCCAAGAGAUCCCCGUCAAGCGGAGCCUCUUCGGGCGCGUCCAGCGCCUGACGCUGUUCUUUGAGGAUAAUUUCGGCGACGGCGACGAGGGCGAGACGAGGGUGUCGUAUUUGGGGUUCAAGGGCGAGUGGAUGCAGCUGGGGCGGGCGCCGGCGAAUAUUCUGUACGAGGCGGCGGCGAAUCCUAGUGAUCACAAGGUCAAGGGGACGGGGGUGAAUGAUGUUGGGAGCGGUAUUGGAGGACGGCAGUGA